This is a messenger RNA of Penicillium mononematosum, 645 nucleotides long. It is a transcript of the gene cwc21, whose product is annotated as U2-type spliceosomal complex subunit CWC21. The transcript has a single exon. NCBI's taxonomy places the organism in Eukaryota, Fungi, Ascomycota, Eurotiomycetes, Eurotiales, Aspergillaceae. The record is from RefSeq and is a predicted model, not a curated record. Bases 1 to 645 code for a protein of 214 amino acids.
AUGUCCUCCAACGUCGGCCUCUCAACCCCGCGCGGCAGCGGCACAUCGGGCUAUGUGCAACGCAACUCCGCGCUCCUCAAACCCCGCAGCGCAGGCUACGGCGCUCCCUACCCACCCAUCAGCGGCGCAAACGGCAGCGGCCCGAUGGACCGACCAUUCAAGCAGCGAAUGCCGGACAAGCAGAUCCUGGAGCACGACCGCAAGCGCGCGAUCGAGGUGAAAGUGAUGGAAGAGCGGGAGCGACUGGAAGAGGAGAAUGAGCGGAUUGAAGAGGAGGCGGAUAAGAAGAAGGAGAAGAGUGGAGUUAAGAAAGAAGAAGAUGGUGAAGCGGAGGGAGAGAAGGUUCUGAGUGAUGAGGAGAUUGAUGAGCGGUGUGAUGCUCUUCGGCAGCGGUUGCUGGAGGAGCUAGAGGAUGAUUUGAAGCGUGCCGAAUCCGGAUUUAAGAAGCCUGUGUCUGGGGCUGGGGGUGGAGCUGGAACUGGGAGGGAUAGGCGCAAUCUUAAGUCCUAUCAGGUUCAUGAGCUUGCUGAGGCGAAGAUUGAGGAGACGGAGAGGUUGCGGAGGGCUUUUGGGUUGAGGAGGAGGAUCUGGGAGACUGGGGAGAUUUCUAGUUCUCGUGAUUAUCGGGAGAAGAGGAGGGAUUAG